Messenger RNA from Misgurnus anguillicaudatus (oriental weatherfish), 3305 nucleotides. NCBI's taxonomy places the organism in Eukaryota, Metazoa, Chordata, Actinopteri, Cypriniformes, Cobitidae. The record is from RefSeq and is a predicted model, not a curated record.
ACAUGUGCUGUCACUCAAACACCCUGUGCAGACCGCUCAAACUGAGACCGAGAUCCCGGCAGCUCAAAGACGACCGACUCGCCCUCGUCUUUGGACGCUGUUGAGUUUUACAGAUUGACUGUUCUGUGGUGCUUUAUUGCGAGCGAAUCGAAUCAGAUGAUGAAGGCCGUGGUGAUACUGAGUGUACUGGUGACUGUUGUGUGCCAGGUGAGCAGUAUCAAGCAGGUAAAGCAAAGCGAUCUAAACCCAUCGGUGUUGUAUCCAUGGCAACACAGAAGUGCAGGAGCACAGGUCCGAGUGAAGAGAGACUGGAUCAUUCCACCUAUCAGAGUCUCAGAAAACAGCAAGCAGGUUCCUGAAGAUCUGGUCCAGAUUAAAUCUGAUAAAAUUUUCACGGGCGAGGUGAUAUACAUGCUGGAGGGUCCCGGGGUUGACCAGGACCCUAAAGGCCUCUUUGAAAUCGAUGAGAAAACAGGAUGGAUUAAAAGUAAAAGGCCACUGGACAGGGAGAAACACAGGAGUUUUAAGCUCAAAGCUUUUGCACUUUCCCCGAGCGGAGAGAGAUUGGAGAGUCCGACCACCAUUGAGAUUUAUGUUCUGGAUCAGAAUGACAACAGACCUGAAUUUACACAGAAGGAGUUUUUCGGGACAAUCCCAGAAUUCUCUGUUCCAGGUACUUCAGUGAUGCAGGUGACAGCAGUAGAUGGUGAUGAUCCUAUGACAGAUAACGCAGCUCUGAGUUACUCUAUUAUUGGUCAGGAGACCGUCCCACCUCACAGCAUCAACAAGACCAUGUUCGGCAUCAACAACAAAACUGGAGUCAUCUCCAUACGAGACGUGGGACUGGACCGAGAUGUGGUGCAGUCUUUUAAGUUGACUCUGCAGGUGGCUGACAUGUCUGGAAUGGGUCUUGCCUCCGUCGGCCGUGCCAUCAUUAACAUCUCUGACAUUAACAAUCACGCUCCAAAAUUCCAACCUAACGUGUAUAAAAUGUAUGCGAUGGAGAACAAGCACAUUGCGGAGGUGGGUAGAAUCAACGCGACAGAUAAUGAUCAGAGAGGUGGACUAAACUGGAUGAUCAAAUACAAAAUCACAAACGGAGAUCCAGCAGGACACUUCAGUGUGCGUACAGACCCGGUGACCAACCAGGGCAUCAUUUCUGUGGUUAAGCCACUGGAUUUUGAGUCACAGGCGGAGCACCAGCUCACUGUCACAGCUGAAAAUGCAGUGACUCUUAAAGCUCCAUAUGAAAGAGUCCAAAGUGCCACAGUCACAGUCAGUGUGCUGAAUGAAAACGAACCCCCGAUCUUCUACAGAAACCCUAUUAAAGUGACUGUGCCAGAAUCCGUCGACCCUGGUACCAUACUGGUCUCAGAUGUCGCACAUGAUCCAGAUAACGCCAAGCUACGGUAUGAAAUCAUUCAGGAUCCUGAGAAUUGGCUUUAUAUCAAUCACGCGACUGGACAGAUCUCAACCAGUAGAAACUUCAAUAUCCGCUCUCCACAUGUCAAGAACAACAUCUACUCUGCCGUUGUAAAGGUCAUAGACCAAGAUGCUGAUGGGGUUUCUGCGACAGCCACGCUGGAAGUCACUCUGUGGGAAACCAAUGAUUAUCCACCCAUACUGAUUCCAUUGAGUGGGACUGUAUGCAGUGAUCAGGACAGAGAUAAACUGGGUCUACUGCUCAGUGCUAUCGAUCAGGACAUGGCUCCUCAAUCCGACCCCUUUACAUUUAAAAUAGACGACCAAAAUCUGGCCGCCAACUGGACCAUAAUAACUCUGAAUGAGACUCACGCCGUUCUCCAGCCACUUGUAGACAUCGAGAGCGGAGAAUUUUCUAUUCCUGUUGUCGUGUCAGACUCGGGCUCUCCGUCCCUUUCUUCAUCUGCUUUGGUCAAUGUCACCGUCUGUUCCUGUGAUAGUUUCGGAGACUGCAAGAGUUUGUCGGCAGCCAUGUUUGGAUCCAGAAUGGGCCUAAGCUUUAUUGCCCUCAUGAUUAUUGUGGGCAGCAUUGUUUUUCUAUUGUUGCUGAUUGUCCUCGCUGUGACUGUGAGAGGCUGCAUGAGGCCUGACAUGAAGAAAGGAGGAGGACUGUUGAUCGGGACAUCUGAAGAGGACAUCAGAGACAACGUCUUUCAUUACGAUGAGCAGGGAGGUGGAGAGGAGGACGAGGAUGCAUUUAACAUUGAUUUUCUGAGGAACCCGAGUGACGUGAUUCCUGCACCAGCCACAUAUUUCCCUCAGAACCGCAGCCUGCCGAGAGGAAAACAGCCCCUAAGGAAAGAUGCUCCACAUAAUCUCCCUUCUCCUACAUAUCCUCGCAAACGUGCUGGAGAGCCGACGGACAUCGAAGAUUUCAUUAAUGUUGGUCUUGAUGCUGCAGAUGCCGACCCCAACGUCCCGCCGUAUGACACGGCUCUGAUCUAUGACUAUGAAGGUGAUGGGUCUGUAGCAGGCAGCCUGAGCUCCAUCGCCUCCACAGGUUCAGAUGAAGAUCAGGACUACGACUAUCUUAACGACUGGGGACCACGCUUUAAAAAACUGGCUAACAUGUAUGACCCACGGUAAAGGCCGGCACGAUUCACACGUUCGACACAUUUCAGAUCUUCUUGUGGACCCAGGCUCUCCAAACCUUGAUGUUGCUAAAUUUCCUUUCAUCUAUAUGAGAAGUUGCUGGUGGCGUAUGAUGUUUUUGUUAAAGGUCAUAAGAAAAACUAGUUCACAAACACUCUUUCCUUUCCUUCAUGGAUCAGCGAGUUAUUUUAACAUGUUGAUGUGACAGGUGCUUGCUGUGGGCUUGUGUGUUUCACAUUGAGCAACACCAACUGGAGAGAGGAACUGUGUGGAAGUGCGUACCGAUUAGACACGGGGCGAAAGACAGACGCCUUGUUCCUAAUACAUGUGUCAUGGUUAGUUUAGCUGAUAAUCAACACUGGGGUUUGCUGAGCAUGUAAAUGGUUUUAAAAGAAAGAAAUACUGUAUUGACGAUUAGGAACUUUUAUAAAAUGAUUAUUAGUUUGGCCAAAAAAUUUAAAUUCUGUCAUCAUUAACUCAUGCUUAUUUUUCCAUGGAACACCAAACAGGUUUGGUAUGCAAGUCCAUGCGCUCCUGAAAAAUGACAAAAAAGCAACAGACAGAUACACGGCAAGUCCAAAACUUACUGAGAUCAAAGAUUUGAGAGCGAUGGCAGAGGGAAGGACUUUCCCAGAAUAACACACAAUAGAGUGCCGCAAGGAUGAUGUAUUUUUGUAGGCAAAACCCCUUGGCAAGUUAGCAUUUUAGCACUUCCGGUUCCAUUGUCCCAA